This is a messenger RNA of Paralichthys olivaceus (Japanese flounder), 1470 nucleotides long. The record is from RefSeq and is a predicted model, not a curated record. NCBI's taxonomy places the organism in Eukaryota, Metazoa, Chordata, Actinopteri, Pleuronectiformes, Paralichthyidae.
AUGGGGAGACAGGAGUCAGCAGAGAAAGUUGGCAGAGGUCACCCACAGAGCAAUAAGCAAGAGGAACACACACUCACAGCAUGGAUGCAGCCAGUGUGUGCAACCGCAGAUCAGGUUGUCGUGGCUCCUACAGAUGCUUCACAGGACGCUGAGGACGAGGACGAGGUGACCACUAUGUCAGUCUCUAUGGUAACAGACCCGUACCCGUCCAUCGACUGGUCAGUGGUUUCUGUGGCCUCUCCGGGCGCUAAUGUCACAGCGUGGGAGCGGGAUGCCUUGCUGGCCAAAGCAGAGGUGGUGGUUCUAGCAGCCAUCUUGGUGAUGGCGUUGCUCAGCAACGGGCUGGUGCUGGUCGUGUUGCUACGGAAGCAACAACACCAUAACCCGCUGCACCAGUGCAUGCUCAACCUCUGUCUGUCUGACCUAGUGGUGGCACUGUUCCAGGUGUUGCCUCAGUUGGUCUGGGAUGCCAAUGGCCGCUUUCCUGGCCCCGACUUUCUGUGUCGCCUGGUGAAGUACCUGCAGGUCCUUGGGAUGUUCGCCUCCUCCUACAUGAUAGUUGCCAUGACAAUGGACCGCCACUACGCCAUUUGCUGCCCCCUGCAGGCACACCGCAGUGGCGCUACCCAACGCUGGAAUACCUUCAUACUGCUGGCCUGGGGGCUGUCGCUGCUGCUCAGCCUGCCACAGGUUUUCAUCUUCUCCCGUUCAGAAGUGGCUCCAGGGGUGUAUGAGUGUUGGGGUAACUUUGAUGAGUCGUGGGGCCUGAAAGCGUACGUGACCUGGAUGACGCUCGCCGUCUUCAUCCUCCCCGUGCUCAUCAUUACUGUCUGUCAGGUGCGAAUCUUCAAAGAGAUCCACAACAAUCUGUACCUGAAGUCAGAGCGCCGCAUGUCGCCCGCCUUGCACCCUCCAUCCAGAGGGGGGGGCAGUAACAGGGCGUCCAGUCUCUCGCUGUAUGUUUCUCCACCCAUGUACAACAAUAACUCUAAGCUCAGAUCCGCAAAUCAGCACCUGCCCCUGGGUCCGCUCAGAUCCAACAGCAUCAACUCAAACAGUGACGAUCACACAGCUCGACAUCCUGGUACGAGCAGUACUGCACCUGAACCGGUAGCGCCCUUUGCUGUCUGCUCCCUGCCAAAAGCCCCCACAUGUCGAGGUGGAGAAGUGUCAGCGGCCAUGUCGAAGACGGUGAGGAUGACACUGGUCAUCGUCAUCGUCUACUCGCUGUGCUGGGCCCCGUUCUUCAGUGUGCAGCUGUGGGCCGCCUGGGACCCUGACCCCCCUCAGAACGGUGCAGUGUUCACCUUGCUCAUGUUGUUGGCCAGUCUCAACUCGUGCACAAACCCAUGGAUCUACUCUGCGUUCUCCAGCAGUGUGUCUCUGGAGGUCCGGCUGCUGUUUUGUCGCACUCAGCGUCGAGGCUCUUUAGCCAAUGACUCCACCACCACGCACAACUCCAACUACUGA